Balearica regulorum gibbericeps (East African grey crowned-crane) is the source of this 1070-nucleotide messenger RNA. NCBI's taxonomy places the organism in Eukaryota, Metazoa, Chordata, Aves, Gruiformes, Gruidae. The record is from RefSeq and is a predicted model, not a curated record.
UUAUCAGCUCGGUGAAGCACAACAAUAUCCCACGAGUAGCCGCGCAGAGGCAGCAAUUCUUGCAUUAUAAAUUCUUCCUCGAGCGCGAAGCCUGCAGCAAAGGGAACGCGCCUGCUCGCAAACUGCCCCGUGGCGCCGCAGAAAUAUGCGACAAAGGGAACAUGACCGCUGACACGGCUCCUCACGUCCAGCCUGGAACCAGCGUCACCCUCUCCUGCCAGCUGAAAGCCCUGCGAUACGCUGAGCAGUGCAGGAUAGCUAUUUUCUUUAACAGCUCUGAACUAAUUAGCAAUUACGGCAGUUCAGUAAGCACCAAGUUUCUAGUCCAUACACACGGCAAACACAUGUUUACGUGCAAAAUAGUUUGUGAAUACAAGAAAAAACUCAUUUGUGGAAUCGAUAUAGAAUCUGGAAGUCCUCCAGAUGAGCCGAGAAACGUGUCGUGUAUCCAGCACGGGACAGACGGCCAUCCCACCUGCACCUGGGAGAAAGGCAGGCUCACCUACAUCAACACUACCUACGUCAUACAGCUAUCGAACGGGACGGAUGUCUUCUGCCUUUCAGAAGAGAGCCUGAAUAAGAAGUUUGGCUCGCUGGCUCUGAGCAAGUUGAAUUUUGACUCUACUUACACCGUUGUGGUUGCUGCCUCCAAUGAGCUCGGAAGUGCUUUUUCACAGCCGCUCGUGUUCAUGUUAAUAGACAUAGUGAAACCACAUCCUCCCAACUUUUUAGUGGAAUUUGAAAAUUCUUCUGCGACCAAUUGCACCUUUUUUUGGCACGAUAAAGCGCAAGCGCAGCACUGCAGGCUGAGAUACCGUCCACUUGCCAGGCACACCUGGAGCACGGUUGAAAGCUUAAAUAGCGAGAAAUGCAGUCUUUAUGGUCUGGAGCCUCAUACAGCCUACGAGUUUCAGGUCAGCUGUAAAAUUCACCCCGAGCGAGGACUGUGGAGCAACUGGCGCACGUACCGAACCUGGACGCCGGAAGCAGCGCCGACCGGGCUCCUGGACGUCUGGUACCGCCAGCAGGACGUGGGCUCUCAGCAGCAGAACAUCUCUCUGUUUUGGAAG